CUGAAAACAAAUGUAAAAUCCAUGACACACUGCAUGGUAAGGAAUACGAUGACGCACUUACAUAUAUCGCCAAACCUCUUCUGCAGCCACAAACCACCAUAUCAAACUUGGAAACUGCACUAACUGAGAUACUUGUUGUUUGGGUGUAUGGUAAAUUCAGUUUACCAGAUACUUCUGAAGAAGGGUAUUACAUUGGUUGUAACUACUGCAACCGCAGAGUUCAUGGUAUCGAAGGUGCGUCCUUCCAAUGCUUAUUCUGUGGGCAAAAGAAUGGAACUACUGUUAAAAGAUUCAGACUCAAUGCUUUGCUAGGCGACGGAACCGGCACCAUCCCUGUCACACUUUUCACCAAUGAUGUACUGCACCUCUUCGAAUUCAUAGGCAUGGAUGCAACUGCUGCCAUGGAUUUAGAACUUUUCAAUACCAACAUACAAAUGAU
Molecule: messenger RNA, 439 nt
Organism: Cuscuta europaea
Lineage: Eukaryota; Viridiplantae; Streptophyta; Magnoliopsida; Solanales; Convolvulaceae
Source: the annotation of a GenBank genome assembly